Messenger RNA from Phytophthora nicotianae INRA-310, 792 nucleotides. RefSeq lists its product as hypothetical. The record is from RefSeq and is a predicted model, not a curated record. Bases 79 to 375 code for a protein of 98 amino acids. Lineage: Eukaryota; Oomycota; Peronosporomycetes; Peronosporales; Peronosporaceae. The transcript has 2 exons.
AGAAGGCGAGACAGCAUAACAAGCGGCUCAUUGCUCAAGAAGAGUCCAAGCGCGUCCAGCAAUCACGUUAGUAGCAGCAUGGGUGGCAAGGCCAAGUUCAAAAAGCACACGGCGGCGGACCUCGAACGGCGCCAGAAGCAGGUCAACAAGGGCGGAGGCAAAGCCGGCGCCGCCACUCGUGGUGUCGCGAAGCUCAACUUUACGUGCGACAUCUGCAUGAGUGCGUCACCCGAUAUCAAGUCGUACGAACAGCACUACACCAGCAAGCACCCAAAGGCGGUAUUCGACCGUGAUGCCAUGAUCCAGAAGGCUGAGGCGCUGCGUGAGGCGCAGCAGGACCACUCAGGCAACGGCUCGCACCACAAGAAGAAAUAAAAAAAUUGCUGCAAGUCUCGUGGAUGGAGGACGGAGAGUGGCGCGUCUGCUGCAGCGCUGCAGUCGCCCUAACCUCCUCGUCAUUCUUCUAUACGUGUUGAGUUUCACACCGUCCGCAGUGUAACUGGCAGUUGCUGCUGCACACGAGUGAGCAGGCGGAACUUCUCUCCACCGGAGGAGACCAAGCGGACAUCGCAGUCCGUUUCACCAACCCACGUCGGAAACCCAAAGCCCAUCUUGUAUUUAGUUGUAAUAUCUAGCACCAGUACCAGUAGCGUCGUCCGUUGCAGUAAUAGUCACGCCUAGAAGCACGAGGAGAGCGUACUUGCAAUGAACACGUUGGUUCUGUUUGAUCUUUUGGUUUGUCUGCUUUAUCUUCAGUUUUGUCAUUUUAUAACAAGACGAAAAAAAACCAUU